Molecule: messenger RNA, 4108 nt
Organism: Colletotrichum destructivum
Lineage: Eukaryota; Fungi; Ascomycota; Sordariomycetes; Glomerellales; Glomerellaceae
Product: Putative phosphatidylinositol 3-/4-kinase, catalytic domain, phosphatidylinositol 3/4-kinase
Exons: 3
Coding region: 487-2856 (789 amino acids)
Biological process (GO): endosome organization; phosphatidylinositol phosphate biosynthetic process; Golgi organization
Cellular component (GO): trans-Golgi network; plasma membrane; lysosomal membrane
Molecular function (GO): 1-phosphatidylinositol 4-kinase activity
Source: RefSeq, a predicted model, not a curated record
CUUGGCGCGCUGAGCAAGGGAACGGAAAGGGACCAGGAUCACAAUGACAGCAUCGCGGUCCGCCCAAACCACGGAUUCCUGACGACACAUGCUUGACAACGCGACUCGCCGCGAAACGGUCUCCAGUCCACAGCCGCAACCGCUACCUGUUACCCUGGAAUCUCACUAUAGUUACCCGCUGCCUACUGUUACUUCCGAGUUACCCUUAAUUUUGUAGCGCCGUCUGUUCAUUUUCCCUCCCUUCAAUCUUAGGUUUGACCUCGUGGCUUGUAUUCUCAGACCAAGCUUCCGCAUCUCCUGGAUUCGGUUGACCAUUGCAUCACUAAAGAGACGCAGCAUAGAGAACUGCAUUAGAGGCCUCUCAAUCUCGAUUUAUUUCGGCACCUCGACGAUUACUACCCUCAUGGCUCUGAUCUCCGGGCCUCCCUUUGUCAGCUAAUUGCCUCUCCCUCGCCCGCGAACCUACUAUCCCUACGUUUGGCUACGAUGCCUCGCCCCCGGCCCCCGACGACGGGCUAUGAGCGGCUCGCUCAGGCCGAUGCCCUAUCUUCCGACUCCGAAGACGAUGACCCCCUCACCCAGUCGUACGCCUCUCUUCAGCCGGCUUCUGGCCCUCGCUUCGCACCAAUCGCCCAGCCGCGCCCUCGCUCGGGCAUGACGACGCCGAAGCCCAUAAGCGCCGGUCCUUCUAGACCUAGGAAUCGACGUCGUGGCGGCAGCAACUCUGGCGUAGACAUCAAAGCCAUCAAUGCUCGGCUGGAGCGAUGGGCAGACGAGAUUGCUAGCCGGUUCAAACGCGCCAAAGGCCGUGGCAAGACCGGUGAGGAAGAACAUCUCGAGAUUCACCACUCGGUGUUCCAAGCACCGGAGGGUGUUCGGCCCAUUACUCCCGAGGGCUUGGCGGCGGUACAAGACGUCAUGACUAAGUCCCAAUUCGAAGAUAUCGUGCGCAGUGUCAGGCAAGCCAUUCUGCAAGGCACACACCCGCGCAUGAUCUCCCAGGGAAGCUCCGGCAGCUAUUUCGCUCGGAAUACAGAAGGAAAGGUUGUGGGCGUGUUCAAGCCCAAGGACGAAGAACCAUAUGCCGCCGGCAACCCCAAGUGGAACAAGUGGAUUCACCGGAACUUGUUCCCUUGCUGCUUCGGACGCGCAUGCCUCAUUCCCAAUCUGUCAUAUGUCAGCGAAGCCGCUGCAUACACCCUGGACUGCCAACUUCGCACUCACAUGGUGCCUUACACAGACGUUGUGUGGCUGUCUUCCAAAUCAUUCCACUACCCAUUUUGGGACCGCCGCAACUUCUACAGAAAGCAAAAACCACUUCCUGAAAAGCCGGGAAGUUUCCAGGUCUUCCUCAAAGGCUUCAAGGAUGCCAACGUAUUUCUGAGAGAACAUCCUUGGCCGGACCAAUACUGGUCUGGGUUCAGAGCCAAUGACCCGCACCGCAAACGUAGGAGGAGAUGGGCAGACAACUGCCGCCCAGGCAGCGCCGCAGCACUGGAUGAUAUCGAGAGCGACGACGAAAUCAGACAGGAAACCCCACCACUGGGCCCAGACAACUUUGUAUGGACCGAGUCACUGAAGCAGUCCUUUCGCGAAGAGCUCGAGAAACUGGUCAUCCUGGAUUACAUGAUGCGGAACACUGAUCGUGGUCUGGACAACUGGAUGAUUAAGGUGGAUUGGAGCACCCAGCAAGUAUCGAUAGCGUCAGAGCCACUACAGAUGAACAUGGAGACUGGUCCGUCCGAAGAGGAUGGACCGCGGCCAGUAGACCUGAGCCAGCGAUCAGCGGCAGAAGGUCGCUCCUCGUACCCCUACAAGACUCAACAGCCUAUGAAAGCAUCAAGCACCGUGUCAAGCUCACGGGACCCCAAGAUCACAAUCGGCGCCAUUGACAAUUCACUUUCCUGGCCUUGGAAGCACCCAGACGCAUGGCGAAGUUUCCCCUUUGGAUGGCUAUUCCUGCCAGUGGACUUGAUCGGGCGGCCGUUCUCACAAAAGACGCGGGAUCACUUCCUCCCUCUCCUGACCUCGACACAUUGGUGGAGCCAAACACAGUUGGCCUUGCGAAAAGUCUUUCAACUGGACCCCGACUUCCAGGAAAAGAUGUUUGCUCGACAGAUCGCCGUUAUGAAGGGCCAGGCAUGGAACAUUGUGGAGACGCUCAAGACGCCAGACCAUGGUCCUCUGGAACUUACACGUCGCUCCAAGGUCUGCGUCUGGGAUGAUCUCGUGGAGGUUCCUGUCGCGGUUCCCAUGCGAGUAACGUCCGCCGAAAUGAUGCGUCACGAGGCAGAGUUGCGACGGUCGAUUGACGAGGGCGACAUAGGCGAUGCCAACGCGUCUACUGCGCCGCCACUGCGCGUGGACGAGGACCUGCUCGGCUUCGCCAGCCCCCCGGCCGACAUGCCUCAUCCGGGCAGGUUCGAGCUUGCGCUGAGCCCGACAGGUGAGGGUGCUCAGUCGCCAGACGAGACAUCCAUGAACGGCUCGGGGAUCCUGGCUUCGUCAUUACCGCUAGCUAAAGAUUCAACAGCGCAGCGGCCCAGAUUCUCGGGCCAAAGCCAAAGAGAAAGCUAUCACGGGUCUCGCGCUCUCAACAUGUAUUCCCCCGCCCGUCAAGAGACUCAGCAGCAACGUCGAUAUUCGUUCGCAACGGCGACCGGGCGGCGCAGCGGCAAUAGCAUCGCCCAACACCUGUAUAGUUCCCGCCCGAGCCUGGACUACGAUGAAAACGACGUUGAGGAGGGCGACCUGGGCUAUGCGGCCGCCGAGGGAAUGGAGGGGAACCAACGGAAGGUUAUUGUGGAGAGGCUGGAGCCGGUGAAAGCCAGGAACCCGGUUUUCACCUGCUGGUGAUCCACUCGACUUGCAUCGCGCAAAACAUACGGGGACGGCACGAGCUCAAGAGGAGUUAGGAGGCCGGGUUAUCGGUUGGAGGGGUUUUCGCUCCGCCUGCUAUGGAUGCAAGGGGACAGGGGGGGUUAAUCUGUCUGUGUAUGUGCUGUUUGUUCUCUCUCCUUCCCCCUCCUUCACUUGCGUCCUUGGGUGGUCAUUCCGUGAAUUGCAAAUAGGGAAGCCGUGAGUCUUGUUUGGUCAGUUACAAAUGUUGCGCAGGAUAGUUGACUCGCUGCGUGUCAGAACGAUCAUGGCAUCAUCAUUACGGAGGUGUUGGUGGCGUUCCUCGGCCAUGUGUUGUAUUUUCCGUCACCGGUUCACUAGCUUAGCAAAAUGACAGAGGGGGGAGGACUCGGGUACGAGACAGACGACGAGUCUGAGGGCGAGACACGGCAUGGCAUGCCAAAGACAUGGUGAGGAAGACACAGAAGAGAAUAAGCCCGUGGGUCCAAGAUAUGCAGACCCGCCACCCCGCCCGCGCGGAAGUGAGGGGGGGAGGAACAUUGAUACGAAGGAUAAGGAGAGAGAACUCAGAAACGAAGAACAAAAUAAUACCCAAAAGCAAAUAAUAGGGGGCCUGUGUCACCGACGAGGAGGGAGGGGGAAGGCGUUCCGCGUUUUCUUUUCUUCUUCCUUUUCCAUGCUUCCUUUUUCUUCUCGAGGGUUUGGAAAGGAUUGCAUGCCAAAAAAAACCCUUUCGGCGAACCUGAGAAAAGGUCCCCUUUUCGAAUCGGGCAAGGAUAUUCCUACUCGCCCGCGCUCAUCCGGGUCAGGGGCAGAAUACCAACCCGGCAUGCGUUAUUCCUUACAGAGUAUCCAUACAGGAGUGGAAAGCCUCCAAGGCCGAUAACAAUGACGAUUCUUCCUUUGAGCAUAGAUAGUAUUAGAAAGGAGGGGCUGAAAAUGUGACUGCUCGGGUCACACAGCGCUGUUGGACGUCGAUAGUUGCGGUCACCGCCCAUCCUCUCGGCCCCGUACUCCAUUUUCGUUGUCGAAAAAGCUCAUCUUCGUCCCGAACUCAUCAAUCAGCGGCAGCCAGCCAGUAUUCGGGGCUCGCAGUUUACAAAAUUGGAACAUGGUUGCGGCGAGUCGGCUGGGGACAAGCGCUGAAUUCCCGGGCUGAGAGUAAAGUUGUCUGUCAUGCCCGCAAUCUGUGAGCAUGAGAUAGUAUCAGGAGGGGAGGGGGGCAUCGGCCAUGUCCAUAUCCCGUAUU